AUGAGACCAUGUGAUGUAGAUAUUGAAGUGUAUCAAAAGAAAUGGAUGGAAUAUGAAUGGGAAAAUAAAAUUCCUGUUGACACUGAAUGUACUGAUUUAAAAGAAUAUGCAGACUUAUUAUGUUCAAUUGCUAAAUUACAAUGUAUCACACCAGCAAUCAUGUUUUGUGAUAGCAUUGGAUUUUUAUCUGCUAACUUCUACGCAAAGAAUUUGUUUGAUGAAGAUGCAUUAAUCAACUUAUCUGCAGAGAAAAUAGGAAAUAAAAUCAGUGGAUGGGUUAGAAUCAGAAGUAAAACUCAAUCAUUAGCAAUUAACUUAGGAGACCGCAUUGUUGCUAACCAAAAAAGGGUUAGUCCAAAAUAA
This is a messenger RNA of Entamoeba histolytica HM-1:IMSS, 363 nucleotides long. Its product is annotated as coatomer subunit beta, putative. The transcript has a single exon. The coding region runs from base 1 to 363 and encodes 120 amino acids. NCBI's taxonomy places the organism in Eukaryota, Evosea, Mastigamoebida, Endamoebidae. Gene Ontology annotation, biological process: intra-Golgi vesicle-mediated transport; intracellular protein transport; endoplasmic reticulum to Golgi vesicle-mediated transport. Gene Ontology annotation, cellular component: COPI vesicle coat; cytoplasm. The record is from RefSeq and is a predicted model, not a curated record.